GCAGUUGCUUUGGCAGUUUGGACCCACAAUUUGAGACCACGAGACCUGUCACUUUGGAGAAGUAAAAAUGGCAUCAGCAGCACACUUCUCAGAGGAAGAGAUAGUAGAGCUAAGAGAGGCUUUCAGCAAAGUUGAUAUUAGUGGGAAUGGCUUCAUCCACACUAAUGACUUAACAGAUGUGUUGAAAGCAGCUAAUCUCCCUCUCCCAGGAUAUAAAGUCAGAGAACUUAUUCAGAAUUUGACAACCACAGGAGAUGGCAGGAUCAGUUUUGAUGAAUUUAUUUCAAUUUUCCAAAGCCUGAAGAGUGACGAUGUUGCUAAAUCAUUCCGAAAACAAAUCAAUAAAAAGGAGGGGAUCUGUGCUAUUGGUGGGACUUCAGAGCAGUCCAGUGCUGGCACACAACACUCUUAUUCAGAGGAAGAAAAGUAUGCUUUUGUCAACUGGAUUAAUAAAGCCCUUGAAAAGGAUCCUGACUGUAAACAUGUGGUCCCAAUGAAUCCAGAAACAGAUGAUCUCUUCCAGGCAGUUGGUGACGGCAUCGUACUUUGUAAGAUGAUCAACUUUUCAGUGCCAGAUACCAUUGAUGAGAGAACAAUCAACAAAAAGAAGCUCACCCCAUUCACAAUACAGGAAAAUCUGAACCUGGCUCUGAACUCUGCUUCAGCCAUUGGGUGCCAUGUUGUUAACAUUGGAGCUGAAGACUUGAAAGAAGGGAAACCUUACCUGGUUUUGGGUCUUUUAUGGCAAGUCAUCAAAAUUGGACUCUUUGCUGACAUAGAAAUUAGCAGGAAUGAAGCUUUAAUUGCUCUCCUGAGAGAAGGAGAGAGUCUGGAGGAUCUGAUGAAGUUGUCCCCAGAGGAACUGCUGCUGAGGUGGGCAAACUAUCACCUGGAGAAUGCAGGAUGCAACAAGAUCAACAACUUCAGCUCAGAUAUCAAGCCUGACUUCUACAGCAUUAUAAAGGACUCAAGAGCUUAUUACCAUUUGCUGAACCAAGUUGCCCCCAAGGGAGAUGAAGAAGGCAUUCCAGCUAUUACUAUUGACAUGUCAGGAUUAAGGGAGAAGGACGACGUCCAGAGAGCGGAGUGCAUGCUGCAGCAGGCGGAGAGGCUGGGCUGCCGGCAGUUUGUCACAGCCACAGACGUCGUCCGUGGGAACCCAAAGCUGAACUUGGCUUUCAUCGCCAACUUGUUUAACAAAUACCCUGCCCUGCACAAGCCGGAGAACCAGGACAUUGACUGGAGCUCUAUUGAAGGUGAAACAAGGGAAGAAAGGACAUUCAGAAACUGGAUGAACUCUCUGGGUGUUAAUCCCCGUGUAAAUCACUUAUAUAGUGACCUGUCAGAUGCCUUAGUUAUCUUCCAGCUCUAUGAAAAGAUCAAAGUGCCAGUAGACUGGAACAGAGUGAACAAACCACCUUAUGCUAAACUGGGUGGCAACAUGAAGAAGCUGGAAAACUGCAACUAUGCAGUGGAACUGGGAAAGAAUGAAGCCAAGUUUUCCCUUGUUGGAAUUGCUGGGCAAGAUCUGAACGAAGGAAACCGUACACUCACCCUGGCCUUGAUCUGGCAGUUGAUGAGAAGGUACACACUGAAUAUCCUUGAAGACAUUGGUGGUGGAGAGAAGGUCAAUGAUGAAAUCAUUGUCAACUGGGUAAAUGAAACACUGACUGCAGCUGGGAAGAAUUCAACCAUCUCCAGUUUCAAGGAUGGCAAAAUCAGCACCAGCAUGCCCGUCCUGGAUCUCAUUGAUGCCAUUCAACCAGGAUCAAUCAAAUAUGACCUCUUGAAAACAGAGGACCUGAAUGAUGAAGAGAAACUUAAUAAUGCUAAAUAUGCCAUCUCCAUGGCAAGAAAAAUUGGAGCAAGAGUCUAUGCCCUUCCAGAAGACUUAGUUGAAGUAAAACCCAAAAUGGUCAUGACUGUGUUUGCUUGCCUUAUGGGAAAAGGCAUGAAGAAAGUCUAAAGCACAAAAGACUUUUACCAAUGGCUGGUAUUCACCCUUUUGAUUCCCUCAAACUGGAUCCUCUUCUCUGUAUCAAGGAAAUAUGCAGGUUAUUCAUGCUUUUUAGCAUGUCAGACAAGGUUCCAAGUCAUACAAAAGUUGACAUGUAUAUCCAGGAAAUGUUUUGUUUUGAACAGUAGUAUGUGCUUGAUUUCUUUGCUGUGUUUUCCACUUUGCUAGAUGUAACCAUUUCAUAUACCUAAGUUUUCAACAAGCCUAUAGAUAUCCUUUUAUUAAUGGA
This is a messenger RNA of Rhea pennata, 2246 nucleotides long. It is a transcript of the gene LCP1, whose product is annotated as lymphocyte cytosolic protein 1. The record is from RefSeq and is a predicted model, not a curated record. Gene Ontology annotation, molecular function: calcium ion binding; actin filament binding. The transcript has 17 exons. Lineage: Eukaryota; Metazoa; Chordata; Aves; Rheiformes; Rheidae. Bases 68 to 1966 code for a protein of 632 amino acids. Gene Ontology annotation, biological process: actin filament bundle assembly; actin filament network formation. Gene Ontology annotation, cellular component: actin filament bundle; cytoplasm; actin filament.